Messenger RNA from Branchiostoma floridae (Florida lancelet), 1614 nucleotides. RefSeq lists its product as uncharacterized. The record is from RefSeq and is a predicted model, not a curated record. Lineage: Eukaryota; Metazoa; Chordata; Leptocardii; Amphioxiformes; Branchiostomatidae. The coding region runs from base 259 to 1614 and encodes 451 amino acids. Gene Ontology annotation, biological process: lipid metabolic process. The transcript is spliced from 6 exons.
ACAAGUUGAAGACAGAAGGGGUCAGUAUGAAGUCAGGGGAUGUCCAGCGGGCUGUGAUCUGCUCCGAGGCCGUGUAUCUGUCCGACCUUCCCGACACCGACGCCAUUCGACAGUUUUUUUAAGGAAGAGCGGGACCUGCACAAUUUUGAGCGGGUCAGCGUCAGCCGGUAUGGUCCUGUACGGUACCUCCUGGCCGAAACUCGAGACAAAGAAGAGGUUUUCGUCGCAUUCAAAGGUACGUCAGACUUCAAUGACGUCAUGGCCGACUUGAAGCUAUGGCCAGAGGCAGCGGGUCAAAGUGGAGACAAUCACUGCUCCGGGGUUAUCGGGAAAUACCAUGCGGGCUUCAUGGACCUGGCCUUUCGCGUUCCCGCUCACCGCAUCCUGAAGAAAUACAGCAAAAGCCGCAUUGUCGUCUGCGGACACAGCCUAGGGGGCGCUGUUGCACACAUCGUGGCCAUAAACAUGAUGAUGCACCUGCGCUCCAACAAUCAACCAACCGACAACGUCAAGUCGAUCGCGUUCGGCACCCCGUACUUCGGAAAUGACGUUGCCCAGCAGUUUGUAGAGGAAUACAACCUCUCUCCUCAUCUGCUGACGAUCAUCAACGAAAAAGACCCCGUGCCGUACAUACUCCGCCUAGCGGAAACGAUUCAAUGUGCAGGAAAAACAGUCAUGAAAAAGUUUGAGCGUUCGUCACCCGGCGUUAAGGUUAUUUUGGGUCUCCUCACCGAAUUCCUUAUAGAGGGUGCGAAAGACGCGCUCCGUCGUCUGCUAGAGGAGCUUGGCAAAUGCAAAGGUAUGCCUAAAGACUUGGCCGACUUGGACCUAGAUUCCAUUUACGUGCCAAUAGGAUGGUAUCUACACAUCAGCUGCAGUACGACGAAGGCCGGUGGGGGCGGUCAUUGGAAUCGUAGCCUCCUGGACCAUAUCGGAGCUGUCCAGUACGCAAGACCAGACAUCCGAGAUUGGAAAGCUGAGGAUUUCCAGUGCCACAGGAUGUCCAACUACCGCACGACUUUCUUCCAAAUCGCGAGAGGGACGACAUACCAAUCUGAUGACGAAAACAGCCGGUCCAGUGACGUCACCAUGACGGACCCAAUUUUUCCCGCACGCAUCAAGAAGCUUAAAGUACAUGUACUAACUGUGAAAGAUGCUACGGAUGACUCCAGAAGUACAAUUGCAAAGAAAUGCCAAAUCGAAAUCAAAGGUGACAACUUGGACUUUCUUGAAAGGGAUGUGCCCAUUUCAGGACUUCCUGUGCCAAAUGGAAAGAUUGCCGUGCUUUACAUUUCCCGUAAGUUGGUGGCGUUACAGUGUGACAUCAAAACUGACCGUCUCUCUGCCGCGGAGGCUACUAUCAGGACACACUUUGAAGAAAAGAAGGCCCCCAAAAUUAACUUAAAAGACAUCAAGGAAGUACCCAAACUGCCAUAUAAGGAGGGACUUCUACGUGAGGUGGUGAAAGGCGUGGAUGAAUUAGUGGGUGGAAGUUUUUUUGGGGCAGUGGCACGCGGGGCAGCGUCAAGAGGGUUGUCAGGAGCGUUGUCAGGAGCGUGGAACUGGGGGGUCAAGAGAAUCAGGGGUUCGUAUGGUAACACGGAAAAUGCUUAG